Cryptococcus wingfieldii CBS 7118 is the source of this 735-nucleotide messenger RNA. RefSeq lists its product as hypothetical. The transcript has 3 exons. NCBI's taxonomy places the organism in Eukaryota, Fungi, Basidiomycota, Tremellomycetes, Tremellales, Cryptococcaceae. The record is from RefSeq and is a predicted model, not a curated record. Gene Ontology annotation, cellular component: membrane. The coding region runs from base 1 to 735 and encodes 244 amino acids.
AUGGCGUCAUCCGCCACAAACAACGGCUAUCCCGUGCUCGCCUCUUCCCUCGAACCAUACCUCCCAAACACGCAUGGAGGACACGGUACAGACGACCAAGCCCACUCCAUUGAUGGGAUAGAGGAGAGUGAUUCGGGGCGUACUUUGCAUCACAACUCGAGGGGAGGGUUGUCCGACGAGAAUAAACUUGGGGUCUUUCAAUCAAGCAGAGCGGGCGACUUUCAAUCCCCAGAGGGCAAAGCGGCUAACAAUCUGGGGCCUGCGGAGGGUACGGCUGCUGCUGCUGCCCCACAAGGACAGAAACCAAUGAAGAAGUUUGCGUACAGUUGUGCCACCGUUAUCAUCGCCACAAUUGUCAUUUGGUUAUGUCUGCCUGUUUACUGGGGUUCUUUGUGGAAAGCCAACAAGUAUACCGACAAGCUCACCGUCCUUAUCGUCAACUGUGAUUCUGGGACCGUCGGAAACACCGUCACCAGCACUCUCCUCAACCUCACCAACCUCAACUACUUUACCACUCCCGCCUCCGAGUUUGCCACCAAUGAAGAUGUGGCGAACGAUGUUAUCGAGGAAGGUGUCUGGGCCGCCAUCGUCAUCAAUGAGGGUGUCUCUGACAGGCUCGUAUCGGCGAGGCAGAAUGGAUUGUCCACCUGGUGCGGGUCAGGUACGAUUGAGGUGUACUAUGCGCAAAGACGUCAAGAGACAGCGAUUAACAGCUACAUGUUGCCCCACAUCUAG